GUUUCUUGUGCUCAAAAACAACCAGUACCACAGAUGAGAUGAGAGCUCUCAAUAAAAGAAUCUUACUCAUUUUUCUCUCAACGAUAGUUUUGUGAUAGAUUUGUAAUAGACAAAUUCUAUAUAUACCACCCUACUUAUCAACAGUCGACACCGAAUGCUACAACGGCAGCAACAAUAGCAGAAGAAUUGGUAAUGUUGGAUGACAAUAUACAUCGUCGCAGUCAUAACAGCAGCAGCAGCAGCAGCAGCAGUCAUAGUACUUCGAAUGAUGAAGAAGAAUACGGAAAUCAGAAAAAUACACUUAUUUUAUGUGAAAAGGAUUACUAUCAGCACAGUCAAUUGAAAUGUCAUCAAUGUAACGAAGCUAUCAAUAAUGAUGAUUAUGUUGUACUCAGUGCCUAUAAAUACCAUAAAAAUUGUUUGCAAUGCAUUGGAUGUACUAUCACUAAGAAUAAUAGUCGUAGUAAUAUGGCCAGUCAUGAAAAUGGAAACAGCAACAGCAGCAGUAGUAAUAGAAGUGGCAUUGAAACUAGUUUGCAUGAAGCUGUGGGAUUAAAUCAACAACGGAAACAAGUUAUGUCAACAAAAGAAAUAUAUGAUUAUGACGGAAGACCUUAUUGUCGGUAUCAUUUCUCACUUAUCAAAGGUAUAGAAUGUGCUGGUUGCGGACAAACCAUUCUACAUCAUAAUAAAGGAAGGGAAGGCGGCCCGAAAUGGCAUUCCGAAUGCUAUAUGAUACAGAAGUAUUGGCAUGUAAGAUUGAUAGAAUUAGAAGAUAGUAAUGAUUCACAACAAGGUAAGCUAUUCAUAUUUACAUGAAUUUACACACACUGCUAAUACUGUGAUUCUCUCAAACAGUUGAAUGCAAAACUAAGGAGGCUCUCAUUUCGAAACAAUAUGAG
Messenger RNA from Mycotypha africana, 902 nucleotides. RefSeq lists its product as uncharacterized. The record is from RefSeq and is a predicted model, not a curated record. The transcript has a single exon. NCBI's taxonomy places the organism in Eukaryota, Fungi, Mucoromycota, Mucoromycetes, Mucorales, Mycotyphaceae. The coding region runs from base 193 to 819 and encodes 208 amino acids.